AAGUUUUCGCUCCCCAAUUUGGCCUGGGGCAGAAGAGAAAAAAUAAGCUAUCUCAGGCGUGCGCGCGGUCUUUGGAGCAGCUUUGCGUUAUGCAGUUCAGCGGAAUAAUAAGUCGGAUUGCUGUCAAAGAUGACGAUGAUGAUGGAGAUGGAGAAGAAUAAGAAGCAACCUGUAGCUUAGAAUAUAAUUUGGUAAUUUGUUAGUAGUGAUCGGUACUACUUUUUUUGCGCGGUGAUUGUUGGUGUGUUUGUAGAAGAGCGAAAAUGUAAAAUCGUUGGAGUUUUGCUCAGAAGAGGCCCACCUUAAAGUUUGAUGUUUAAUGGGCCUUGUAUAAAAGAUUGAACAAGUGCUGGAUUAAGUAUCAGUUUGUUCUAAGUCGUCUUCUAACAGUGUGUCAUCCUGCUAAUAACUUCGUCAUUAUGUAUAGCAAAUUGAUUGUGUUGACGACUUUGGUUGUGCUAAGUGUGGCGGCACCUCAAAGAAGAGUUGCAGCUGGUGGUCCAGAAUCGCAGGCAGUCAUCCUUUCACAGGAUCAGAACCUGGACCCAAGUGGUGCGUACAACUAUCGAUAUGAGACGAGCAACGGAAUUUCGGCUCAACAGUCGAGCUUCGAUGGGGCAAAUGCUGCUGGAGAGUACUCUUACACCGGUACAGAUGGAAAUCUGUACAGAGUAGUGUAUACUGCCGAUACCCAGGGAUUCCAAGCCCAAGGCAAUCAUCUUCCAGUGGAACCCCCAGUACCAGAUCACGUGCUUAAGGGAUUGGAAGAUAUCCGUCGCAGUCCUCCAAGGGACCCAGAAUUCAAUCUGGCAGCUCUGGACGCCACGAUUGCCAGACUUCGUGCCACACUCGGAAAGUAAACUUCCACCGAAAUUAAUUAAAAACAAAAUCAAGUGAAAUUUACUGCAUCAGGCUCACUGAACCCAUCGCAAAAAACCAGUGGAGUGCUGAUUGUUAUUUAAUUUGUGUAAAUAAAUUAAAAUGCUUCAAUUGUAAAACCAAA
Molecule: messenger RNA, 1003 nt
Organism: Uranotaenia lowii
Lineage: Eukaryota; Metazoa; Arthropoda; Insecta; Diptera; Culicidae
Product: cuticle protein CP14.6-like
Exons: 2
Coding region: 420-860 (146 amino acids)
Cellular component (GO): chitin-based extracellular matrix
Molecular function (GO): structural constituent of chitin-based larval cuticle
Source: RefSeq, a predicted model, not a curated record